This is a messenger RNA of Sarcophilus harrisii (Tasmanian devil), 2212 nucleotides long. RefSeq names its product collagen alpha-1(III) chain-like. The record is from RefSeq and is a predicted model, not a curated record. Lineage: Eukaryota; Metazoa; Chordata; Mammalia; Dasyuromorphia; Dasyuridae. The coding region runs from base 1 to 1794 and encodes 597 amino acids. The transcript is spliced from 8 exons.
AUGGAAAAGCCUUUCUGCUGCUCGCGACUUUCCAGGUUUGGCAUCAGGGACUGGCCGGAGCCCAAGUCCAUGGCUUUUCUGGAGACACUGGCCAAAUAUGACAUCGACACAGCCGUCCAGUUGAUCUUAUGCCGAGAAAAAUUGAUCGUGAAGGUGAGUGCGGGGCCCUGCAGCCCGGCGGUCUCUGCCCAGCCGGGGUCGCCGAUGCCGGGGUCCGGGCGUUCGAUCCUCGGCCUGGACGCGCGCUUGGGCGGGGAAGGGGGAGGUGUGCAGAGAGAAGGGGGCCUGAAACCCGGGCAGAGAAAGUGUCCUGGGGCUGGAAGGAGCGGGCGCGCCUCGCGGAGCCCGGCAGGGAGGGCAGCGAGUGCGGCGGCAGCGAGGGCAGCGAGGGCAGGGGCAUCCCUGGGCUGGUACCAGGCUCUGCGCGCGCUUGCGGAGCCCGGCAGGGAAGGUGGCGGUGGCAGGGAGGGCAGCGAGGGCGGCGGCAGCGAGGGCAGGGGCAUCCCUGGGCUGGCACCAGGCUCUGCGCGCGCUUGCGGAGAUCCGGCUUUGCCUCCUGGAGAGAUGGGGGGGGCACCACUUCCCACCAAGUUCUUGUACCUUCGGCUUCAUCCUGAGGAAAGCGGGGAUUCUGGGGUGCGGCGGGGUGAGGGCACAGCUCAGGCAAAGGCCUGGAGGCAGGAGGUUGUGGGGUGUGGGCUCCCCAGAAGCUUGGUCAGAGCACUGGGGGGGAGGAACAUCCUCCCCGAGUCUGGGGGCAGCCCCGGCCCGAGCAGCAGCUCUCAAGCCUUGUGGUCCCCUCGCCCACCCUCCGCCGCCCCCAAGGGACUCCCUCCAGCGAAGGGCCGGCCCUGCCCUCCCCGCCUCCCCUCUGCUCCAGGGGUCCUGGUCUCUGCACCCCCUGUGGCCAUGGCAGCGGGUGGGGGGGGCAUUUCUGUCCCGGCUCUGGCCCAUGCAGGGGGAGCCCGGGCGCUCGGGGCCCAACGGGGGUCUGGGGCCCUCACAGGGACUGGGGCCGGGGCCCGCCUGGGGCCCCCCGGGGUCUGGGGCCCUCCCGGGGUCUGGGGCCCUCCCGGGGUCUGGGGCCCUCGCGGGGUCCGGGGCCCUCGGGCUCACGGCUCCCACCCCCCCCAGGGCAGAGCUUUCAUUGAUCACUACGACCCCCGGGAGUACGACCCUUUUCACAUGAGGAAUAAGGACCCAACGUAUCUCAAGGUCAUGGUCCCUCUGUUCCGGGACCCCAUGCAGCUCGCCCAGCAAGACAGGGACGAGGAGAACCGAGCCAUUCUCCGGGAAGAGAUACACGAUGAAGGAGUUCAAGCAGGUGGAGAAAGCCCGGCAGCUCGAGGGGCUGCCCCCCUUCUCCUUCGCCCGGCCCCGCAGAUGCCCCGCCUCGGCGCCCGCCGAAGGCCGAGGCUUCGCCCGCAGCAGGGCCCCCUCCAGGCCAGACACCGCGGGGAGGAGUCAGUCGGCCGGCCCGAGGCACUUCCCAGACCUGGAGGACACACUGGACAAGGCGAUGUCUUCGGCGUGCAGCACGCUGUCCCUGAACGAGGUGGGCAGCACCGGGGCCAGCAGCAAGGCUGCGGAGGCCUGGGCCCACCGGCCCGCGUUGCUCAGGUCCACGUCGCGGCCCCCCAGCCACAAAGCGCGCCACGUGUACCAGGAGAGGCCGGCCUACAUCCCCAGCGCGGGCCAGGCCUUGCAAUGGCCAUGAGGAGGUCGCCGUGGGGGCCCCCAGCUCCACCUGAGCUGGCAACCAGAAACUCCAUGUUUCCUCCUGGGGGGCACUGAACUUGAGGAGCGGGCCCCCAGGGGCUCUGCUGUGCAGGGGGCCGGGUGGAUUUCCGACCUCGGGACCAGAGACCCCCAGUUUGGGGGGCAUUUCUGCUCCUAGGAGGCUGAUGGCUUUCUGGGGGGUUGCAGGAAACGCCAGCGUAGCCCGAGGGCCAAAUAAAGCGACUUGUGUCACUACCCUCUGGACCCCGGCCCUGGAGAGGCUCCUUUACCCUCCCCCCCUCAGAGCUCAUCCUCAUGGUGGAUGUCUGGGGCCCCAAGCCCUGAGGAGUGCUGGACCAGGAGCUGACCCCUGCCCCCCCCCUCACCACCGCCAUGAGCUCGCACCCACAGCAAGCCCAAGCCCAACCGGAAGGCGAGAUGCCACGGGCACCCUGGGCACGGCUGCCCGUCUCCCCCCUCCCCCCCCCAGGCC